This is a messenger RNA of Neltuma alba, 848 nucleotides long. RefSeq lists its product as uncharacterized. The transcript is spliced from 7 exons. Bases 211 to 648 code for a protein of 145 amino acids. NCBI's taxonomy places the organism in Eukaryota, Viridiplantae, Streptophyta, Magnoliopsida, Fabales, Fabaceae. The record is from RefSeq and is a predicted model, not a curated record.
UCUGAUAUCCCGCCGAGGAGCAUAUCUUAUCAUCAGUUUUCAAAUUUGAGUUCUUCUGUAGUUUGUGACUUUACUUACAUUGUCCCCCGAGUUUCAUUCUCAUCAUCUCUGAUUCUGAGCUCACAACGUUGUACCACCACCACACACUGUUCGGAGCAAACCCUAGAGAUCUUGCAUUGGACUUUCCGGGACGUUCCAAUCCGAUCGCUAAUGGCUUCGCCUGAAUCCACCGCAACUCCUGCCCCAUUGUCAGCGGCCAAGGAGAACACGGCUCCGAUUUCAUCCAAAAUCGCGGAGCUGAACCAGUCAAGAACGGAGCUUCUGAACAGAAUUCAGAGCUUGAAACAGGAUUUGCACAAUUGGAGGUCAAAGCUAGACACGCAAGUGAAGGUCUAUCGCGAUGAGCUUUCUGAACUCAAGAAGACACUCAAUGUUGAAGUGGAGCAACUCCGAACAGAAUUUCAAGAUCUGAGGACAACCCUUCAGCAGCAACAAGAGGAUGUUACUGCUAGUUUAAGAAAUUUGGGGCUAAAUGAUGUUUCUGGAGAUGAUGGGAAAGCAGAGUCAAAGGAGACACAGACUGAAAAAACUGACAAGGAGGAGGAGGUGGCGACCAAGGAGGACGCUGUUAAGUUAUCUGAAAACUAAAUGGGCGUUAUCUGUAUUUGCAAUUAGUAAUGCAUACGCUAAGAGGACAUGAAUGAGUGACACUAUGUGUCUUCACAUUGUUAGUUCUAUGUUGUGUUUGUCGAGUAAGAAUGAGUCCAACCUGUUUGCUGGGGAUAGAACGAGAUUUUAUAAUGCAAUCAAUACUAAGUUCUGCUGUUCUGCCUUCAUUAUAAUGCAAU